Messenger RNA from Biomphalaria glabrata, 5158 nucleotides. RefSeq lists its product as uncharacterized. The transcript has 3 exons. Lineage: Eukaryota; Metazoa; Mollusca; Gastropoda; Planorbidae. Bases 411 to 1043 code for a protein of 210 amino acids. The record is from RefSeq and is a predicted model, not a curated record.
GAAUCUAGAUCUAGAUCUAGAUCUAUAAGUAUAGUAUAAGAAGAUCUAUUCUAAAUCUAGAUAUUAUAGAUCUAGACUAUUCUAGACCCUAUGAAGUCUAAAGAUCUACUAGGAUCUAGGUCUAGAGUCUCAGUCUGUCUAGAAUAGAAAAAUAAUAAUCUAUAUUAGAGUUUUAGAGUCUAUUCUAUUUUUUAAUCUUUUUUAUAAUAAAUAAUAAUCUAAUAUAUUCUAGAUCUAAGUCAUAAUAAGUAUAAGUAAGUAUCAUAGUCAGUAGGCUGAGUAGGGUCUGUAUAACUUAGACAUUAGUCUUAGUAUAAGAAAUCUUGAUCUAGUUUAUCAUCUCUACUACAAGUACUAGAUUUUACUGUAGAUCAUCAGAGUAGAUCUAGAAAGUUAAGACUAAUGCAGAUAUGGAAAAGGAAGUAAAAGAUUUGGGAGGACCUGUGCUGGUUAAACGUGGAGAUGAGAUUCCCAGUGGUGCUGUGCCAAUGUCUGAUAAUGAAGUCUUGGAAUUUCAAUUGAAUCGUGUAAAACACUUCCAACCACAAUCCCAAAUGGUUCCUUAUAAUUAUUGUAAUUAUAUUAUUGGCACGGCAGUAGCAUUAUCCAGCUUAGUAAUCAUAUCUACAAUGCGAAGAAAUUUCCAGCUCGGAGGAUUGAGUAAAGGAUUAACUUACGGCCCAUCAGUACUUCUUCCAUCUGCCAUGGCAGGAGCUUGGCAUGAAUUUGGCAUCAAGAAUAAAAUUCUACUUGGUCGUGAGCCUUGUUCAGUCUGCGUGACACUAAGAUCAGCUGCUUAUACUGCUUUACUAGGAGUAGGCUACCCUUUAAUUGUUUCCUUUCUGGCUUGCAUCCCAGUGGCUAGGAAAAACUACACCUUACCUUUGGCAUCCAGUGCAGAAGGUUUUGGCUAUGUAAAGCUUGUGAAGCAUGUCAUUCCAAAAUCUUCAGUCUUGCUCCAGCUCAUCUUGGGUAAUUUUAUAGUUGGCUCCUGGUUUGCCCACAGGGAAUUAAAGCUGUUUCACCGGCAUUUUAGCACCUGACUCAAAUGUUUUGUAUAACCUGCUCUUUUGUGUGUCUUAGUAAUGUUACUUGCAUUACAUAGUUGCAAAAAAAAGAUUUCACUCUUAUAAUAUACUGCCCAGCUAAGUGUACAGAAAAUGUUUAAUAAGUCGACGCUUUUAAGAUAGCAAUGGGCAAGUUUGAAGUAGUGUUAACAAAAGUGAAACGUACUUCUAGGAUUUAGCUCUUUAUCUCCCUAAUUCUUUUCCAAAGUAUCAUUCGUUUUGCUCAUUUGUAUUUCACUAUCCUGUUAUGAUUAAUCUUCAAUAUCUUUAUUGUUUGUUAUCAGAAAAUGUUAUAUUUGGUAUUAUGUGGUAGGAGAAAGCAUGCCCUAUUUUACACAACACAAAUAAAAGUUUAAAAAUCCCAAAAAUCAGUUUAGUUUAAUGGGAUAAAAUCAAUGUUGGCAUCGUCAAUUAGGAGAGAAAGAGUUAAGCCAGUAAUCUUAGUUGUACAGUUUCAAAGAAGAAAAUCUCAAACAUAAUUAUUUGACUCCCUCUACAAGCUCUAAAUAUUCAGAGAGAAAUUAUAUAGAGAAAAACAUUGAAGAGAAUAAUAUUUAAAAUUUUAUAGUUCCUAAUUGUUCUGUUUAAUCCAAGGAUUAUAUAGAAUUUACUUUUUUAGACUUAACAAAUAAUUGUUCAAAAUUUCAAUAUAAAGUGUAUAAUUUUGUAUCUGAACUUCCACUAUUAGUGAAGAAGUUAUGCCUUAUCUUUAAAUUAAAUCUUGGUACAAAUGUUUUUGAAUGAUUAAAGUUACAGUUUUUAGUCUCAUUUUUCCGUGUUGCUUACAUGAGUUGUAUUGAAACAUUAUUUAGAAACAAUAGUUCAUGUUAUCAUUGUCAAAAUAAAACAAGAUUACAAAGAGAGUUUGUGUUACACAAACUCAGAGGCGGCCCCCGUCGAAGUCGGAUCCCUGUCGGAUCUGCAUAUUCGCAAAUAAUAUUCAAGAGGUGAUUUAAUUUUGAUGUAAAAUGUUUUACACGUUUCGGAUGUUCCUUCAGAGUUGAAGAUAAUUACUUCCUAGUCCAAACCUCCCGCAGGACGACGGGGGAUGGGAGCGGGCAGGGUUUGAACCCUGGGCCAUCCAUAAAUCUGAACGACAGUCCAGCGCGCAAACCGCACGACCAGGCAGCCAUCCGAUGGUCAAAAGUAAUAAUGUUUCAAAGAUUCAUUUGCCGUAAAUUUAAAUUUAAUAAAAAAAAAUAGUAGAUUAGUUUUAGUAUAUUAAAACAUUACAAUAUUGAUCAAAACGUUUGGAAAUGAAAAUCUACACUUUUUUUUUACACUUUAAGUUUAGAAAUUGAAAUUCUACAUCUUAAUCUAGUCUAUUUUAGUCUAAACUAGAUCUAGAAAUUCUAGAUCUAGACUCUAAAAUAAUUUUAAUUAGAAUAUAAAUCCAGAUCUAGAUAUACUGUAAUAAAAAUCUAGAUCUAGUUUAAAAAAUCUAGAUUAGAUCUAAAUCAAGAUAUCAUUCCUUUUUUAAACGCGAGUCACAUAACGAGGCUUAAUAAACAUUACUAUACCGAGUUCUUUUUUCAUUUCAUUUGAAGAAUUAAUUCCAUAUAACGUCAGAGGGAAAAAAAAACACUACGUCACACGGCCUAGCUAGACUAAAAAUCGCCUUCAUCUAUAAGAGCCAUUUAUCGAGUGUUCAUAGACUUUGGUGCACCGAGUGUGUUCUUUAAGCAUUUUAUUUAAAGAAUUCAUUCCAUAUGACGUCAAAGGAAAAAAAAAACACUACGUCACACGGCCUAGCUAGAAUAAAAAUCGCCUUCAUCAUUACGAGCCUUUUAUCGAGUGUUCAUAGACAUUGGUGCACCGAGUGCGUUCUUUUAGCAUUUCAUUUAAAGAAUUCAUUCCAUAUGACGUCAAAGGAAAAAAAAACACUACGUCACAAGGCCUAGCUAGACUAAAAAUCACCUUUAUCAACACGAGCCAUUUCUCGAGUGUUCAUAGACAUUGGUGCACCGAGUGCGUUCUUUUAGCAUUUCAUUUAAAGAAUUCAUUCCAUGUGACGUCAAAGAAAAAAAAAACACUACGUCACACGGCUUAGUUAGACUAAAAUAUGUUUUCAUUAAUACAAGCCAUUUUUUCGAGGGUUAAUAGACAUUGGUGCACCGAGUGCGUUCUUUUAACAUUAUAUUUAAAGAGUCCAUUCAUAUGACGUCAAAGAAAAAAAAUUCCAUUACCUCACAAUAGGCUAGUACCGGUACCAUAAAAAAAAAAUGUCUUUAUUUACACGAGAUAUUUAACGAGGGUUCAUAGACAUUGGUGCACUGAGUUCUAAUAGAUAUUAUUUAAAAAGGAUCAAAGCCACAUUGUUUUUGCGUUUUGUCUGUCAGUCGGUCUGUCCUUUAUCUUGAUAUAAAAAAAAAUAACUAAAAGUUAUUAAAAAUUGAUUAACCUUUAUUUUACUUUUCAAAACAUCGCAAUAAUUUUUAGGUAUGAACACAAUUGAAAAGUUUAUAUAAUAGAUUGUUCCGGAUGUUUGUAUAAAUAGUAAAAGAAAAAGAGAAUUUCAGAUAAAUGUAAUACCGUUAAUUAAAUUUUUUGGAUGGUCUCGUAUAAAAAUUAGAUGUUCUACAGCCACGUGGAGAGAUUUUCAUACCUUACUUUGGUGUUUGGAUUCUGUUUUCCUUAAAAAUCGGAACACAAUAUUAACGAUAAUUAGAUUUUUUAAUGUUUUAGGUAGAAAGUUAAAUGUACUGUAAGAGAGUAGUGAGUUAAAAUAUUUUUCAUAAAAAUCCGUAAAAACAUUAUUUCGUAAAUGAGAAGAUUAUUUGUUUAUUAAUUAGAAGAGGGAGUUCAAACAAUUAUUUGGCGUUAGUAGAUUUUUAAAUAAAUUCGGAAAUUUCUGGCGACGAUUUGUAAGAAACAAAAUCCGGAACUUUCUCUAUCGAUUACAAAACUUCUAUGUUAUGUUUUACAAGAAAAUUAAAUGUCUAAAAAGUAAUUUUCAGUAAUCAAUUCUAGUAAAUUACUUUUUUUAAAAGCCUUAUGCGAUUUCAAACAAUCAUUACGCAUAAUUCAUGUUUUAUAAAAAAAUAUCCGGAACAUUUUUACAAUUAAUGAAAUAUAAGUCAGUAUAGAGAUUAUGAUUUAGCAUUAAUAUGCUAUUUACAUAAAAAACGGAACAACAUAUUAUUGAUAAUGUGUUUUUGCAACGUUUAAGCAUGGAAAUUGAAUGUAAUAUAAGUUAGAAGAGCAAACAAACAUUUGUUGGCGUUGAUUAGUUUUGCACAAAAAAAUCCGGAACAAUCAAUUUUAGAUACUUAAAACUAUUGAGAUGUUAUGGGAGGAACAUUAAAGGGUAAAUUAGAUUUUCAAUAGCUUUUAGAGUUCUAGUUUUUUAAAUCUAAUCGUGACGGACAGACCGACCAACAGACAAAACGCACAAAAAUAAGCUUCUUUUAUUCGGAUGGGGGCACUAAACAAAAAAUAAAUAAAAUCUGAUUUUUUAAAAAAGUUUAAGGAAUUGGUUUAGCACCUGAUCAUGUUGCGACGUUACGCUACUGCACGAAAAUCGCUGCAUAAAAAGUCCAUUUAAAAAAAUGUGCGUGAUAUUGACAUACAAAGUGCAUUAUUAGCCUUUAUAAACAAACAGAAAUGUUUUCUUUUAAUUUUAGCAGCUAGUUGACCAGAAAAAACGUCUUUAACUAUUAUUUGUAUUUGUUGUAAACAUUUCCUGUACAUUUUAAAAAUAUAUUUGACUUAGUGAUACUGAAAAUACACAAAAAUUGUCCAUCUUUGUUAGCAUAUUGUAACAUUGCCUCCCUUACAUUUACGUAAUUGUUUUAGAAUUGGUGUAUUUUUAUGAAAAAAUCGCUUGCAUAAUUAAUUUUAUAAAUUAAACGGUUUGCUUUUAGAAAACCAAAAGUAGCCGUUGCACCUAAACUUUUCAAGCCGGAUUUAAUGAUGAAAUAAUAUUUUUCAUAUCUCUUCUAGUUUUCGAGAUCUGAGUGUGACAGACGGACAGACGGACAUUUUGCACAAACCUAAUAGCGGCUUUUUCCCCUUACGGGGGCCGCUAAAAAACAUGCUAUAGUUCAUUUUUUAAAAUGAUUUUGAUUAAUAAAACAGUUAUUAUCAUAACA